Molecule: messenger RNA, 983 nt
Organism: Nannospalax galili (Upper Galilee mountains blind mole rat)
Lineage: Eukaryota; Metazoa; Chordata; Mammalia; Rodentia; Spalacidae
Product: olfactory receptor 6K2
Exons: 1
Coding region: 14-967 (317 amino acids)
Biological process (GO): G protein-coupled receptor signaling pathway
Cellular component (GO): membrane
Molecular function (GO): G protein-coupled receptor activity; olfactory receptor activity
Source: RefSeq, a predicted model, not a curated record
CUUCUAGUUGGAGAUGGAGCUGUCCAAUUGGACCUCUGCUCAGGAGUUCAUCUUCUCUGCCUUCCCUUGUUCCUGGGGAGAUUCCGUGGUCUGCUUCGUCCCACUGCUCUUCAUCUAUGUGUUCAUUAUUGUUGGAAACCUGGUGAUCAUCACAGUGGUCCGGCUGAAUGCUCAUCUCCACACCCCCAUGUACUUCUUUAUCAGCGCCCUUUCUUUCCUAGAGAUCUGGUACACCACAGCCACUAUUCCAAAGAUGCUCUCUAGCCUCCUUAGCCAACGCCGGAGCAUUUCCCUGAACGGUUGUGUCCUACAGAUGUUCUUCUUCCACUCUACAGGCAUCAGUGAGGUUUGUCUCUUGACAGCUAUGGCCUUUGAUCGCUACCUGGCCAUCUGCAGCCCCCUUCAUUAUCCGACCAUCAUGACCCCUAGGCUGUGUUUCCAACUGACCUUAGGGUGCUGUAUCUGUGGCUUUCUCACGCCCCUCCCCGAGAUUGUCUGGAUCUCCACACUGCCGUUUUGUGGCUCUAAUCUCCUCGAGCAUAUCUUCUGUGACUUCCUCCCAGUGCUGCGCCUGGCCUGCACAGACACGCACACCAUCGUCAUGAUUCAGGUGGUGGAUAUUGUCCACGCGGCAGAGAUUAUUACAGCCGUGAUGCUCAUUUUCAUGUCCUAUGUGGGUAUAGUGGCUGUGAUUCUACGGAUCCGUUCAGCAGAAGGCCGCCGCAAAGCGUUCUCCACGUGCGUCUCCCACCUGACCGUCUUCUUGCUCUUCUUCGGCAGCGUGGCUCUCAUGUACCUUCGCUUCUCUGCCACUUACUCCCUGUUUUGGGAUACUGCCAUCGCCCUGGCCUUUGCAGUGCUGUCCCCCUUCUUCAAUCCUAUCAUCUAUAGCCUGAGGAAUAAAGAAAUAAAAGAAGCUAUAAAAAAGCACAUGGGUCAAGCUAGAGUCCUUAUUCAUAAGAUUUAGGGACCUCACAUAAGAU